UUUUAAGUGAUCUUGUUUAUCAUAAAACACGAUCUUCUCUUUAUCUUGUUAAAAAAUUUUUAAUAAUUUCAAAUCAUUUCAAAAGUUUCCUUUAAAUAAAUGGUUGUUUUUAUAAAUUUCGCUUGAAAAAUUAUAAUUCAAAAACAACGUACUUAAUUUACAUACCAACUACCAACAAACUUAAAUUAAUAUUAAACUUAGUUUAGAAAAAAUAAACAUAAAUCCCAAAUAAAUCUUAGAAAAAUUAAUGUAGAAAAAAUAAUAUAAAGAAGGAAAAAUAAAAAAAAAACAUUACAAAUGUUUGCGUGAUAAAACAUUCUAAAAAUUUUAAGAAACCUCCCCCCAAAAAAACACAAAAACAAAACUCUCCCCUCAACAUCCUAGAAAUACAAAUCCAAAAUAUUUAUAUUAAAAGCAACUUGCAGCAGAGAGAAACAAUGUUUUACGACCUCUUGACAAGAAAUUCCAAUGAAUAUUUCUAUCAAGGUCCGGCAGGUCGAAAAAAAGGUGAAAGAGCUAAACACGAACACGAAGCAGAAGAAAAAGAAUUUAUAAAUUUCUUCUCCAAGCAGCAGCAAAACACCUUUGGGCCGCAAGAAACAAGGCAGAAAUUAGAAAGAGCUGCCAACAAAAUGGCUGUUAAUAAAAAGAAACAAACAAUAAUGAUGGCGUCUCAAGAUGAGCACGAGGAGUCAAAGGAUAAAAAGACGCCAUCAUUAGAGCAAGAAAUGAAUUUGGCUCGAAGGGCAUGUUGGUGCAAUAACAAUUUGGAUGACUUAAAGGGUCAACAACAAGAACAACAAAUUAAACAAAAAUGCUGUGAGAAUUGCUUUAAACGUCUAAAUAAGGACAACAAACACGAUAAUGAUAAUGUUAAUGAAAAAGAAAAUGUUAUUAAUGAAAAAAAUGAAGAGAAUGAUGAUGAUGAUGAUGAUGAUGAUGAUGAUGAAGAAGAUGAUGAUGUUAAUGAAACAACGGUUUUGAAUGGUGCUAAAAACUUUAGUAAAAAUAUUAAUAAACUUAAUAAAACUACUAAUAAUGAUAAUACAAACACAACUACAACAACAACAACUAUAAAUAGUAAUAGUAAAAUGUUUAGUAAUACAAAUACUAACACAACUACAAAUAGUUUAAGUAAAAGAAAAAAUCUUAUAAAUAAGCACAAAAUGGAGACAGGAAAUGAAACUACUACAAUUUCCUCUUCCUCUACAAUAUCCAAAGAUGCUGCUGCUAAUAAUUCCUCUGUCUCUGACUCUGCCUCCUUCCCCACCACUAUAAAUAAUAAUGCCACAAAUUGCAAUAAUAGUCUUAGCAACAACAACAAUAACAAUAACUUCACAGCCUAUUUGCGUGUUGUGCUUCUACAACUGUGGUUGGCUUUUGUGGAAUUUUGUGAUAAAAACACUAUUAAAAAGAAUGAUCCACGUUUUGCUCCCUAUCGUCCAACGGAUCAAAAACAAGAUCAACAAAAAUCACAACAACAACAACAGCAGAAUUCGACACCUAAUAAUUCCUCCUCAACGAAAGCGAAAAAACCUUUUCAAUUUAAAUUGUUGACAAAUAAGAAAAUAAUUUUCUUAUUUAUUGUCUGUGUUUUCUUUUCCUGUGUCAAUCGCAUUGAAGCCCGUCCAAAUUUGGAAAGUUCUAAUAAUGCUAUAGUUGGCGAAGCCUCACCAGGCGUUGUAGCUAGUAGCAAUGAUGGCGGUGCAAAUGUUAAGGCCAUGGAUAAUAGUGUUUCCGGUAAAAGUAAUGUAAGUCCAUACAAUUUAAAAUUAAAAAAAUUAGGAAAAAAAGUUUAAGAAAUUUUUUAAGCA
Messenger RNA from Lucilia cuprina (Australian sheep blowfly), 1814 nucleotides. Its product is annotated as hybrid signal transduction histidine kinase A-like. The transcript is spliced from 2 exons. The record is from RefSeq and is a predicted model, not a curated record. The coding region runs from base 438 to 1799 and encodes 453 amino acids. NCBI's taxonomy places the organism in Eukaryota, Metazoa, Arthropoda, Insecta, Diptera, Calliphoridae.